Molecule: messenger RNA, 1920 nt
Organism: Ambispora gerdemannii
Lineage: Eukaryota; Fungi; Glomeromycota; Glomeromycetes; Archaeosporales; Ambisporaceae
Source: the annotation of a GenBank genome assembly
AUGGAAGAACAACCAGAAACAACAACAAUCACUAAAGUUACUCAAAACGAAGAAUCAAUCACGAUAACCACACAAAAAUCCAAUAAUCAAGAAUUAACCACUACCCAAAAUCCUAAUAAUAAUGAUUUAAAAUCUACACAAGAAUCCAAAACCGUUGAACAAGCUUCGUCGCCGUCAAUUAUUGUUGAAGAAACUCAUGAUAAUGGCUCUUCAUCACCAAAUAUAGAAGUGAACAGUAAAGACUUAUCGUCGUCAACUAUCAUUGAAGAGACAAACGACAAAUAUGAUAACAACAAUGGAAAUAGAUCAUAUGUUGUUAAAGAUAAAAAUGUGAAUGAAAUUUUUGACAUUAACUUGUUGAAUAUUGAUGAUGAAGAUACUCUUUUGGCUGGAUAUGACGAAGAUGAAGGUGAAUCCAGUUGCAAGGAGAAUUAUACCGAUUUGUUGGGUUCCUUAAACGAAUUUAUUAAUUACAAUCAAGGAAAUAGCAACGAAAUUGACAACAUUGAAGACGUCAAAAAUCAGGAUUGUGCUAUGAAAUCUCAAACUGACCAGCUCAUCGAUUUAGGAGAUAACAAUAAUGAUAAUGAAAUCGAGAACAAAUUAAUGGAGAAGACAGAAUUUGACAACGAUCAACACGAUAAUUCGAACCAUAGGCCAAUUAUUGUUGCUGAUCAAACAAACCCACUCGAAGAGACUCUCAAAACGGACGCUUAUGAAAAUAAAAAGGAUAAUUAUGACUUUGACUCUGAUUCUUGCAAUAUUGAAAGUUCUCUCGGCAUGGAAAUAACUAGGGCUUUGGAUGAAGAAAUUCCCGGAAAACAAAUAUUCUACCAAGCAGAUCCUAUGUUGUUUCUUUUAAAUGCGGAAAUCGAGAAUAUUAGAAGAAACUCUCGAGAUAUCAACGAUAUUCAUGCUUUGCUCGAAAUAGAAAAGAACACUAGUCGAAUGAUUCAUGAUCAAAUUUAUACGAAAAUUGGAGAGAUCGAUAAGGUCAAUGAUUUAAAUGAAUUAACGAGGAACGUUUAUAAUCAACAUCAAAGCGUGUCAAAUCAGUUUACUGAAUUUAGAUCAUUGUUGCAGAGUCUCACCGCUCGUCUUAAAGAGACAGAAGCAACUGGUCUACUGAAUAAACGAGCUAUUGAUAAACAACGGGCAGAGUACGAAACAACUUGCAAGAACUUGGAUGAAAAAAUUGAGUCGCACUUUGCACAAAUACAAAAGCUGGCCGAAGAGGAUAAAAUGCAUUACGAACAGAGAUUUAAAGAGGUUUUUCUGCAUAUCGAUCCGUUACAACAGAAUAUUCAGAAGGUUGAAGAAAAUUAUUUUCAGUUUAAAGCAAAUUAUCUCCAGCUUAAAGAAACUCAACUUCAACUUCAACAAGAAAACGGAUCAAAAGAAAUGCAAUCCUUUUACAUAAAGAAUCAAAAAACGCUUGAACAGCGGAUCCACAAGCAGAGAGUUGUUGCUGAUGAACUACAAUUACGCUGUGAUAAUCUCGAAAGCUUUCUGAAACAUAUUGAUUCCAGGGAGAGGGAAUCAUGUAUUGGGUGUAAGGAAAUGGAGAAAAGGUAUUAUAAAUAUGAUACUUUUCUCAAAGAAGUUCAUGCCGAAAUGCGAUUAAGAGCUGCCGAGGAAGAAACAAAAUUCAACGCCAUUUUCCGAAAAGAUAAUGAGAGAAGAGAUAAAAAGUUUGAAGACUUACGCAGAGAACUUACUCAAGACGCGACUAAACGGUAUGACGACUUAAUGAAGAAGUUCAAAAAUGAUCUCAAACAACUUAAAGAUGACAUAGAAAGAUCGAAGAAUCAACAAGAACGAAAACACGCCGACUUGUUUGGCGGUACCUCUUGGGUUUGCAUGAUUUUUGCGGGGUUGAUUGCAGGUUUCAUUAUUAUUUGGGCAUUUGCAUCUGAUUAA